UUUAAACUAUUUUGUAAAAUUAUAUUUACAUAAAUUAAUUCAAUACUAAUGUCCACAACGAUGGCAAUCAUGAGAGCCUGUUAUCCAUAUUUGGUGCUGGCGUUCCUACUGUUGCCAAUCAUAAGUUGUGAUAACACUCUCAACAAUAAUGUUCGUCUUAAUGACGAGAAUCCUAAUAAAAUUAGCGGUAAUAACCCAAAUGACAAGAGUCUGAAUCUAGAGCUCACAAUGGACUCAGAUCUGAUCGACAAUACCAUUAUUUCAUCGUUAUAUCAGCAACAGGUCUGUCGAAGAAAUAUGGUCAAUAUGGUCUAUGAGUUAUGCAGACCUUACUUCAGAGCAGUUUUCAAUGCAUUCAUCUCUAUUGCUGCGACCGGAGAUUUGCUCAUAACUGCGUUGGUUGUGGUCAUUCGUAUGUCCUGUGAUAGGAAUACAUGUCUCCUCAUUGUUGUGACCACUAUAUGA
Molecule: messenger RNA, 465 nt
Organism: Medioppia subpectinata
Lineage: Eukaryota; Metazoa; Arthropoda; Arachnida; Sarcoptiformes; Oppiidae
Source: the annotation of a GenBank genome assembly